Messenger RNA from Rhizophagus irregularis DAOM 181602=DAOM 197198, 1509 nucleotides. RefSeq lists its product as uncharacterized. NCBI's taxonomy places the organism in Eukaryota, Fungi, Glomeromycota, Glomeromycetes, Glomerales, Glomeraceae. The record is from RefSeq and is a predicted model, not a curated record.
AUGUCAGAUGACGAGAUAGAUACCGAGAUAGAAGAAGGCUACGAUGAAUUUAUCAAAGAAUAUGGAUCGAGAUAUGAAUGGGAUAAUGAAAGGAAUCCCGAUGAGUGGAGAUACUGGGACGAUCUUUUUUGCACAAUCAAAACCUAUUGGGAGACAAAGGCAGUUACGCGUUGGUGGGAGAAAGCUCUUAAGCAAUUUGUACAUGCUUUGCCUAGUGUAAAAAAUCCAUCGUCAUUAUUCCAUGUAUUUAUACAAUCCGAUGUUUUCUAUCUUCCACAUAUUUUGAGUCUGAUAGAAUUGCCAUAUUAUCCGCAUGAAUUUCAAAGGGAAAUAUGGCCAGAAGGUAUUGAGAAGUUCCAAUGUAGAUUGUUUAUUCAAGGUGAAGAAUUAAUAGUGGAUUACUGUUUAAAGGCGAAGAAAAGUAAUGAUAUCAUCAAACUCUGUAAAGGUCAUUUUAGAAGUGAAUUCUAUAGUGGAUUAAUACGAGAAAAUAUGAGAUGUAUUGCAAAAAAUAUUUAUUAUCGUGAAUUGGUAGAAAUGCUUAUUCAGGCGAAAAAAGAAUCAGUGACUGGUAUUAUAACUGGGUUUAAAGAUUAUAUUAGUCAGUCCGGUAUUGCUAAUCUGAAUGGGGUACAAUACUUAUUGAGAGCUAAUUUACUUGAUCAGCUUGCGCCUGAACUAAUACCAUUUAUUCUAAAAAAUCUUUCGAUACAGGAUCUUAAAAAAUGUUGCAGUAUAAAUAAUAUAUGGAAAGAUGAGGUGACUCGAGAAAUUCGCAAAAGAUUAAUAGUGGAGUGUUUAUUCAUUUAUGAUAAAGUAACUGUUAAGGCAUUGAUUGACCCUAAAUCCAGGUAUAAUAGUAUCAGUAAAACACUUGCCCAAAAAAUUGGUUUAUAUAUUACUAGAAUCUAUGGUUCAGAAUAUCCCGCAGUAAAAGAUCUUGGCAUUGGCGCAACAAACGCUGGCAAGAAGGUAAUGGUAAGAGGAUGGGUUCGUGAUGAAGAAGACGCUGGCAAGAAGGUAAUGGUAAGAGGAUGGGUUCGUGAUGAAGAAGUCUCCAUUUCUUUACCUAAUAUCUUUGAGCUGAAACCCCUCUCGUAUGUGGGAAAAUCAAACGAGCAUUUCUUAGUCGUUGACAAGCCUGAAUAUGAUGUGGUUUUAGGUAAUAAUUGGCUAAUUAGGUUGGGAUGUAGGAUUGAUAAACGCGAUACAAGAUAUUGGGAAAAUAAUGAAGAGAAAAGACUUUAUUACGUAAGAAAUGGCAUUGAUAUACUGUCUCCGCCGUUAUAUACAUUCUACGAAUUAUUAUUCCCUAAUUUUACCGAAAAUAACUCAGAUGGGGAGGUCAUAAUAACCAAGUUUAUCAAACAUGAUCGUGAAUUCGACGGUGUAAGUGAGUAUUAUGAUUCAGAGUAUACUGAAACGGAAUCAUCCGGCUCUGAAACCGAAUCAGAGGAUGAAUAUGUCUAUAGUAAUAAUGACCCUCUCCGUUUAAGAUACUCGGACUAG